UCUGACAAGAACCAUACAACCAACCAUAUACCCGCACUCUACUUUCUCAAAGUGUUGGUCAGCAAGUGUUGCCGAUGGUUAGAAGGCGUCCCGUAAGAACCCGAGAGCCAAAGGCAUGCCAGCAAUGCGCGUAUGCAAAAGUGAAAUGUGACCAACAAGAGACGGGUGGGUGCAAGCGAUGUUCUCGUUUAAAGAGGGAGUGCACCACUCAGGCACCCGGCGCUCACAAGCGCAAUGCUACCUCGCCGUUGGACGUUGCGAGACUCGAGAAGAAGCUUGACACUGUAGCUUGUCUUGUCGGCGUAUCAUCUCAGAUAACGUCUGGUGCAGCAUCCAACAGUGAACACACAAACAGACCCCAAGCCCAGAAGACCUCACAAUUGGUCCUCCCGUGGGAUGGAAGUCCCCAUUUUACUCAUGAAAGUGCAUCGCUGAUUUUAGCAAAAUACCGGACAGAGAUGGCGUACCACUGCCCUUGUGUUGUCAUCCCGCUUGAUAUGGCCUUGCCGCAGUGGCAGCAAAAGAGGCCACUUCUCUUGAGUGCGAUUCUAGUGGUGGCUUCUUUCGAAGAAGCAGAUCGGAGGAAACACAUGACAGAUCAUUUCCUAGAGCAUAUCAGCCGCUCAAUUGUUAAGGAACGGCAUAAGAGUCUCGAUAUCCUGCAGGCCCUCUUGGUCUGCCUAUCAUGGCAUCACUUUCUAUUUGAAUCCGAAGAACAGCUGGGUAUCAUCUUGCACCUGGCUCUGGCCAUGCUACAUAGUCUUGGACUCCAUCAAAGGCCUCAUUUAUCUAUUGGAAAAUCACCGCAACCAUGCGACCAUGACACUGCUCGUACCACAGAUGAACGGCGAGCCUACCUCGGGUGCUUUUAUACCACCUGUGUAACUGCGACAUGUCUCAAGAAUAUGGAUCCUCUUAGAUACACGGGCUACACUGAAGAAUGCUGUCAUGUUCCUGAGGAGCUGCAGGAAUAUCCUACAGACAUGUAUCUUGUCCGGCUGGUACGACUAAAUCGUAUGGCGCACAGGAUCAUUCAAAUAUUUCCCUUCGAUGCGUACAAUCCACCGCACAUAGCUUCGUCGGAUUCAGUGCAAACGUGUGUCAAGGCUCUUGAAGAGGAAUUAAAGCAUUUGAGACCAUCUAGCGCGCAGGACCGACUGCAGGACUCCAUCCUGGCAUUACAGUAUUACAGUCUGGAGCUCCACUUAUACGAGACUGCUCUGGAUGACGACUUCAUAAAGAGCGACCGGGAUAGCACCGGGGUGCGCCAUGAUAUCCUUCACUCAGGCUUGACCUCAGCGAAAGACUUCUUCUCAACGUUCUCUUCUCUUGCGCCUCAAUAUGUCCUCUAUCUGCCAUACUGGGUCUACCAGCAAUACUACCAUGCCGUCGAUGCAUUAUCUAAAUUUCUGGUCUUAGCACGGAAGGAACGCGAUCAGAUCAACACACUUAUUACCAUCGACGUUCCAACGGCCGUCGACAUGUUCAUCGGGAAAGCUAAAGAGGCAGUGCGACUUCUUAAUGACGAAGAAUCAUCACUCUGCAAGCAGGAAGUAUUUGAUCAACUCAUAUCACGAGUGCUUGCUAUCGAGGAGCUGCAUGAAACGAGACUUGCUGGUGUCCAAUCUUACGACAGCAAUAUGAUUGCUGCUAGCAGAAAUUCAAUACGGGAUGCGACGUUUGCGCUACCGCAUGGGAUGUCAUGGCAGUUUUUAGAGUUAGAAUAACAUAGCACUUUGCUAUAAUCUUUAAGAGAGGCGGGAUGAGAGGUGGGAUUGCCACGCUGGAACGAAGAACUACUACAGUUUUUAUUUCUAUCAUUUACCUUGAGCAUACCCA
This is a messenger RNA of Aspergillus novofumigatus IBT 16806, 1839 nucleotides long. RefSeq lists its product as uncharacterized. Gene Ontology annotation, biological process: regulation of DNA-templated transcription; DNA-templated transcription. Gene Ontology annotation, cellular component: nucleus. The coding region runs from base 75 to 1727 and encodes 550 amino acids. The record is from RefSeq and is a predicted model, not a curated record. Gene Ontology annotation, molecular function: DNA-binding transcription factor activity, RNA polymerase II-specific; zinc ion binding; transcription cis-regulatory region binding. Lineage: Eukaryota; Fungi; Ascomycota; Eurotiomycetes; Eurotiales; Aspergillaceae. The transcript is spliced from 6 exons.